UUUGACUCGGCGGUGCAGAGCGUUCGUCCCAUGCAGUCGUGCGGCGUCUCCCUCGCCGCCGCCGCCUGCGCCGCUGCUCGGAGUCUCGGCUCGGCUUCUUCUGCUGGUGAUGAGGGAAAGAAAAUGGCGGCGGGAAAAGCGAGUGAAACAGAGGAGGACUUUCCGACACUGACAGCCCAGGAGAGGGAGACUCUGGCCGGGAUCGACAGCUCACUGUUUGGAUUUCAGAAGCUUCAUGAAGAUGGCGCCAGAACGAAGGCCCUGUUGAUGAAGGCCGUCCGCUGCUACGAUUCGCUCAUCCUGAAAGCCGAGGGGAAGGUGGAGCCUGAAAUCUUCUGCCAGCUCGGCCACUUCAACCUCCUCCUGGAGGAUUAUCCAAAAGCAUUAUCAGCAUACCAGAGGUACUACAGUUUACAGUCAGACUACUGGAAGAAUGCUGCGUUUCUGUACGGCCUCGGAAUGGUCUACUUCCACUAUAACGCCUUUCAGUGGGCGAUCAAAGCAUUCCAGGAGGUGCUGUACAUUGAUCCGGGGUUCUCCCGGGCCAAGGAGAUCCACCUUCGCCUGGGCCUCAUGUUCAAAGUCAACACAGAUUACGAGUCGAGCCUAAAGCAUUUUCAGCUGGCUUUGAUUGACUCCAACCCCUGCACUUUGUCCAAAGCUGAAAUUCAGUUCCACAUCGCUCAUCUGUAUGAGAUCCAGAAGAGAUACCGAGCUUCCAAGGAGGCGUAUGAGACUCUCCUGCAGACAGAGGACCUGCCUGCACAGGUGAAGGCCACCACCUUGCAGCAGUUAGGCUGGAUGCAUCACACGGUGGAGCAGCUGGGGGACAAAGCCAGCCGGGACAGUUAUGCUAUCCAGUGUCUGCAGAAAUCUGUGGAAGCUGACCCCAACUCGGGACAGUCUUGGUACUUCCUUGGCAGGUGCUACGCGAGUAUUGGCAAAGUCCAGGAUGCCUUUGUCUCUUAUCGGCAAUCCAUAGAUAAAUCUGAGGCCAGCGCGGACACUUGGUGCUCUAUAGGAGUGUUGUACCAGCAGCAGAACCAGCCGAUGGACGCCCUGCAGGCCUACAUCUGCGCCGUGCAGCUGGAUCACAGCCACGCCGCGGCCUGGAUGGACCUGGGCACGCUGUACGAGUCCUGCAACCAGCCGCACGACGCCAUAAAGUGCUACAUCAACGCCACGCGCAGCAAAGGCUGCACCAACACCGCCGCGUUAACCCACCGCAUCAAAUGUCUCCAGGCUCAGUUGAGUAACCCCCAGCUCAGUAGCCUACAGGGUAAAAGUAAAAUGCUCCCUCUUAUUGAGGAGGCAUGGAGCCUACCAAUCCCAGCUGAGCUAACCUCCAGGCAGGGAGGCCUGAGCAGUGCACCGCAGCAGGCCUGUAAGCCCAAUCACAGUGCAGAGGGAGGGGGCUCAGGUCCGUCUCUACCCCCUCACGUGGGCUCGCUGGGCCAGGCGGAGGACCAGUCGUGCCCGGCCAAGAGGAGAAGAGCCGGCAGCCCCGCCAAGAACGACUCAUGGCCCAGUAAUCCACUGCAACAGCCAGCACCCAGCUGGUACCUCUCCCCACAGAAAUUACAGAUGCUGGAGCAGCUGCGCAGUAACCGCGCCAACCUGAAGCCCCCUCAGCUCCAGAUGUUGGAGCAGCUGGAGGCUCAGCUCGCUGUGAUGCAGCAGCACCAGAUGAGGCAAAAUGCGUCAGGGGGUCAGCUUCGUCCCUCGCUCCCCAACGGCCCCACCGCCAACUCCCUCCCCUCGCCCAACCCCAGCCUCCACCCCACGCGGCCCCACCUGGGACCGCCCCGGCACCUUUGCCCGCCCCAGCCGCUGGCCAACGGGCCCGCGGGCUCCGGGCCCCACGGACACUCGGACCCCGCGGGCGACGGCAGCAACGGCAGAACUAAUAAUCAGCCCGGGCCGGCGGCCACAGGACCCAACGGAGACGUGCCUUACCCGCAAGCUGCCGGCAGCGGCAACGCAGCACUGCUACCUCACACCUGCACAAGCACGACGCCACAGGACGCCACGCCGCACCAGGCCCUGCACCUAAACUCCUCUCAGGGGCUUCAAAAGGAGUGUGUUUCACAUGCGACAGGCUCAAACAGUGAGGGGACCCCCUCUCACGCUCAGACCCCCAACUCCGCCCCCCCUCUCCACCCCGCCAAUCAGGUUGGACAUUCCAGUGACGCCCCCUCGCCGCCGCCGCAGCAGACUCAUAACCACCUCCCCUCCCCGCCGUCCCUCCCCCACUCCUCUACCUCAGGUGGUGCUGGACCCGCCGCGUCCGCUACCAAAGACGGCGAAGCUGUCGCCACGCCCCACGGCAGCGGGGGCUCAGACGCCAAGGCGCACGCGCCGCCCCCCGCCGCCGAGGGCGACCCGGCGCCGGCGGAGAGGCUAGCCAAUCACGUCCACUCCGGGGACGGCGACAAGGCGGCGGAAGGUGGUGCUAAGCAAAGCCUUAACGCAGACAAUCCCAGCCUAUCCUCGCUGCUGGCGGUGGAAAAGGGCCCCGAGGAGAGCGAGGCGCCGGCAGAGGGGGCCGCACCCACGACGGCGCCGGAGUCCCAAAAGAAGGUCAACAACAUCCACCCGGCCGCUCUGCCCCCCGCGACCCACCCUCAGGGCAGCUCGGCCGCCUCCUCGCCCAUCUCCGCCAUAUCCACAGCAACGCCGUCGCCCAAAUCCUCCGAACACACCCAGACGGGCGGCCAGAGCCCCCCCAACGCCAACGCCGCCGCCACGUCCACCGCCCGUCAUGCCGUCAACGGCAACGGCAAAGGCGGCAUCUCCGAGGACUCUCAAAGCCCGCUUAAGGCCGAGCCUCCCAGCCUCACGGGUCUCAUAGCGACGCCGCCGCACGGACACAGCUCGUCGUCCUCGUCGUCUUCGUCGUCCUCGAUCUCCAUCUAUCCCAGCUCCACCGACGUGCUGAAGGCCUGCAGAAACCUCGGGAAGAACGGGCUUUCCAACAGCAGCAUCCUUCUGGAUAAGUGCCCCCCGCCCCGGCUGCCACCCCCGCCCUCACCAGCCCUGCCCAAAGACAAGCUCAACCCUCCCACUCCCAGCAUCUAUCUGGAGAACAAGAGGGACGCCUUUUUCCCCCCGCUGCACCAGUUCUGCACAAACCCCUCCAACCCGGUCACCGUCAUCCGAGGCCUGGCCGGAGCGCUCAAACUGGACCUCGGCUUGUUCUCCACCAAGACGCUGGUGGAGGCGAACCCUGAGCACCCGGUGGAGGUCUGGACUCAGCUGCUGCAGCCGGCGGACGAGAACUGGGACCUGAGCGGCACCAAGAAGAUGUGGCGCUGCGAGAGCACGCGCGCUCACACCACCAUCGCCAAAUACGCCCAGUACCAGGCCGCCUCCUUCCAGGAGUCGCUGCGGGAGGAGAACGAAAAGAAGGCACUGAAGGAACCUUUGGACACGGAGCCAUCGUCUGCGGAGAGUGCGACACGAAAACGAAGAGGGCCCUUAAAACACAUCAAAUUCGGGACCAACAUCGACGUCUCCGACGAAAGGAAGUGGAAGCAGCAGCUGCAGGAGCUCAGCAAGCUGCCGGCCUUCGCGCGGGUGGUGUCGGCGGGCAACCUGCUGAGCCACGUGGGCCACACCAUCCUGGGCAUGAACACGGUGCAGCUGUACAUGAAGGUGCCCGGCAGCAGGAUCCCGGGCCACCAGGAGCACAACAACUUCUGCGCCGUCAACAUCAACAUCGGGCCCGGCGACUGCGAGUGGUUCGCCGUGCCCGAGGCCUACUGGGGCGUGAUGAGCAACUUCUGCGAGAAGAACAACAUCAACUUCCUGAUGGGCUCGUGGUGGCCCAACCUGGAGGACCUGUACGAGGCCGACGUGCCGGUCUACCGCUUCAUCCAGCGUCCGGGCGACCUGGUGUGGCUCAACACGGGCACCAUCCACUGGGUGCAGGCCAUCGGCUGGUGCAACAACAUCGGCUGGAACGUGGGACCCCUCACCGCCCACCAGUACAAGCUGGCCGUGGAGCGCUACGAGUGGAACAAGCUCCAGAGCGUCAAGUCCAUGGUUCCCAUGGUGCACCUCUCCUGGAACAUGGCGCGGAACAUCAAAGUGUCCGACCACAAGCUGUUUGAGAUGAUCAAGUACUGCCUGCUGCGGACGCUGAAGCAGUGCCAGUGGGUGAAGGAGGCCCUGACGUCGGCCGGGAAGGAGACGGUUCUGAAGCCGAGGUCCAGGGACGAGCCGGCACACUACUGCACCAUCUGCGAGGUGGAAGUCUUCAACCUGCUGUUCGUGCGCCGCGAGCACCUGUCCAACAAGCAGUGCCUGGUCCACUGCCAAGACUGCGCCCGGAAAGGCAGCGCCCGGCUCGACGACUUCAUGGUGCUGGAGCAGUACAGGAUGGAGGACCUGAUGCAGGUCUACGACCACUUCACAUUAGCCCCUCCUCUUCAUUCAUCUUCAUCUUGACAUUAGGCCUCUCUCUCUCUCUCUCUCUCUUUCUCCUCUUCUGCUCUGGAGCCACGAAGCCCGGCCCGCAGACCCGUGUUCUCAGAGACCGAAUAAAAGAACAGCCAAACGUAAACGGACCCAUUUCUGAUAUUCAGGAAAGCUAAGGCCGUCUCCCCACCACCCCCCUCCCCCCGCGCACCGCCAUCAACCCUCACCACCGCCCCCUCCGUCACGGUCGCCCUCCAUCGCAACGGCUUGAGGCUGAGGCGGCCGAGUGUGUCUGUCUAUGCAACCCUGUUUGAAGCCAGAAGGGGGCGCCACCUGGCCUGACAACAGGACUUUUUUUCUUUUUCUCUCCACCCCUUUCUUCUAAAGACAAUGGUUUUAAUGUUUUACUGGAGGACUUAAUCAAAUACGGUUGGGAGCGAAGAGGCGAGGGAUUUUUAAAGCGUGGUAAAAAAUGUUUUUGUAGAUACUUGUUAACCGUCACAACUGGCAACACCCACCGUAAAAAGACUACUGACUCGACUCCCUCUCUUGUCUUUCUUUAUUUUUAUUUUUUUUAUCCUGGUAACAGGAUGAAAUGUUGGCUUUGAUUUGUGAAACUGCCCCAUGUUUUCUUCUCCCUCCUCCCUCUUCUAAGGAGCACUAGCCUAACCGGUCUUUUAUUAUUUUAUUUUUUUUAAAUGGUAGAUAAGUCGUUUUUUAAGACUCUCUGGACAGCAAAAUCUCCCAAAAAAAAAUUGUAAUGUGAAGAGUUGAGGUCAUUUUUUUUUUCUUCUUCUUCUUCCGUUUUAACUGCUUUUUAUGUUUGUCUUGUUCUUUUCCAAUUUUUUGUUUUUUUUGUUUUUCUUAGUUAAAAAAAAAAAAAGCUUAAUGAAAAAACAAAA
Molecule: messenger RNA, 5321 nt
Organism: Fundulus heteroclitus (mummichog)
Lineage: Eukaryota; Metazoa; Chordata; Actinopteri; Cyprinodontiformes; Fundulidae
Product: histone demethylase UTY
Exons: 29
Coding region: 31-4449 (1472 amino acids)
Biological process (GO): regulation of gene expression; heart development
Cellular component (GO): MLL3/4 complex
Molecular function (GO): chromatin DNA binding; histone H3K27me2/H3K27me3 demethylase activity; protein binding
Source: RefSeq, a predicted model, not a curated record